Cuscuta campestris is the source of this 4335-nucleotide messenger RNA. NCBI's taxonomy places the organism in Eukaryota, Viridiplantae, Streptophyta, Magnoliopsida, Solanales, Convolvulaceae. The record is from the annotation of a GenBank genome assembly.
GUUCACCCCAUCCUCUUCUUCUUCUUCUUUUUCUCUCUUUCUUUCUUUUCUUCUCCCUCCACCAUGCAAUGUCAUCAUUAUACACAAAUCUGAUGAAGAAGUAUUAUAUCUCUACGGAUCUGAUGACUCCAAUCUAGAUCUUAGACAAAGAUGGAGAUGGCGACAUCCUGUAGUGAUGUCGGAGUAAAGAGCGGCAAUUGAAGGAAAAAUUCUUUUUUUUUUCUCUCACGGGAAACUCGCCCAAAAACACGGCAAAUCGAGAAACCCUAAAUAAAUUAACCCACAGUUCGUCCGGCGAAGACUCUGUUUGCUACCGAGCGCCACAUCUGUCUCUUCUAAGGAUCUUCGACUAGUCUACCUUCAUCGGCUACGAAUCUACGAUCCGGGUUCCAGAUGGGCGGCGGCGGCGGGAGUGGAGCUGUUGGGGGUGGCAUAGCGCUGCAGCAGCCACCGACAUCGGAAAUGGCUGAGGCGCUUUAUGCGGGGGCGAGGUUAUCGGUGUGGUGGGACAUAGAGAAUUGCCAAGUGCCCAAGACGUCCGAUCCUCACGCGAUCGCGCAGAACAUAAGCUCGGCGCUGGUCAAGUUAAACUACUGUGGGCCCGUCUCCAUCUCGGCCUAUGGUGAUACUACCAAGAUCUCGUAUUCGGUUCAGCAGGCUCUGAAUAGCACCGGAAUCGCCCUCAACCAUGUCCCCGCAGGUGUCAAAGAUGCUAGUGAUAAGAAGAUUUUAGUGGACAUGUUAUUCUGGGCAGUUGACAAUCCGGCACCUGCUAAUUAUUUGUUGAUAUCUGGGGAUCGAGAUUUUUCUAAUGCUCUCCACCAGUUGCGAAUGCGUAGAUACAACAUUCUUCUAGCACAACCUCAAAAAGCAUCCGCAGCACUUGUCGCUGCCGCAAAGACUGUAUGGCUUUGGACCAGUCUUUCAGACGGCGGCUUUCCUCUUAGCAACAGCGAAUCAAAACAAUUUGUAGAUAACAGCAAGGGAAGCCUUUCCAUUUGUGACACAUCAGCAACACCAGUAGUUAAUACUAGUCAGCUCAACCAGUCUGGUGAUACAGUAGAUGAAAGUGUCUACCCUGGGAGUCAGAAGUUUUCCAACUUAGGUAAGAGUCCAGACAGUAAAUGUAAAAUCAAACAAGUACGAAGAAACACGGCUCAACCUAUAAUUCCCCAAACGUCAAGUACCAUCGCGGGGCACCAAGAAGAUUACAAUAGCUUGAACUUUCAACAAUCACAUGGGUACACUAAGCAGUUUAAUGAUUUGUCAGAGUUAUCUAUGGCUCACAGUUCACGAAUUCCCUUUACUGGUCCUGGACCAGCUCCAAGUAUCAAUUACUAUGAACCUUCCCGGAUGAAUGGAAGUAACCCUUUGAGUUUGGGUCCUCAUCAAAAUUACUAUAGCCUACCAGUUAGGCCUAAUAUUUUGCCUAUGCAACCACCACAGCCACCCUAUCAUUUAUUACCACCUAAUCCAUAUGUGCGAGCUCCACAUAUGAUGACUCCUAUGCCUGAUAUACCCCAUAUGACCCCGGGUCCAUCCAGUUUACCUGACAUUGGUAAGCUAAAGGUUAGUGACAAUAGAAACAACCCCCCUUUUCGUCAACCAAAGAAUGGAGAGGUCAGGCAAACUUCCACAAUGAAUUCAUCUCGACACAUGAACACUAAUGGAUCUCAGAAAGGACAUAAGUUGAAAAAAAACCCAGCAGUUCACAAUGAGAAGGAAACAAACAGGUACCCACUUUCUAGGAAAGAGAUCCCUCAAGCACCCCCAUCUGCAAGUGGAAGCAGCGUAUUCAAUGGCAGUGUACGGGGGAACGCGACAGCCUCAAAUCCAUCUGACUAUGUUCAGAGUCUUAUAAGAGUUAUUUGUCUUGCACUGGAAACAUUAAAAAAUGAGAAAAUAAUGCCAACCGAAGCAAACAUUGUGGAUUGUAUUCGCUAUGGAGAAUCAAAUCACCAUGAUACUGAUGUCAAGAAAGCUCUUGAAAGUGCAGUUGAACACCAAACAGUAGUAAAGCAAAAUUUAGGUGCAUUGGAAUUAUAUGUUUUUAAGACAGAGAACUUGUGGAAGUGUGAAAAUCCUAUAAGUGAAAAACUAGACAAGUAUACAAAAGAAAUUUGGGAUGAAAUCCAGAAGUUUCUAUCAUCUCCUACUGGGAAAUCUGCUCUAUUGGCUACUCAAUGCAGGUAUGAAGCAGCUACUGUUAUAAAGAAAAUGUGCUUACAUAAGCUUGCUUUGGGUGAAAUACUUCAGAUCCUGCACAUGGUUAUCAAAACAAAGAAAUGGAUCAUACCUCAUAACUCAGGUUGGCAACCUAUCAGGAUUGCUCUUGCAGAGACUAACUCUGGUUCAGAGUUGGUAACUGCAACACAACUCUCUCAGUAACUGAUUAUUGAUGGGAAGGACUUCUAGGUAGUUUAUGGCUACAUCUCUAGAUUCUAGUAGCUGGAGGUGUAGUACGGUAAAACUUGGUCCUUUCCCCGUACCUUGUACAAGGUUAUUUAUAUAUUUUGAAUUGUUAAAUUAGGAAAUAGGUUAGGUGUAUAAUGUAUCGUCUGCUUUUGUUUCUUAUCUGUUAAGAGCUAUCUAGUCAAAGGUUCUUUAACAAAAGAAUCCACCAGAGGUUGUGGGUUUGCUUUUUGCACAACAUUUCUGAAGAUCAGAAUGUUCCCAUUUUGCUGUUGGGUCUUUGGCUCUCUCUAUCAUAGCCGUGAAAAUUGAACAUUGGCACUUGGUAGUGGGCACUUGGUGCUGCCAGUUUCAAUCCAAUUGAUCCAUAUCUACACAGCUUUGGCCUCUGCAAUAUACAUCAGUAAGUUACAAAUUAUCCUGAACUUUGAGUGAAAGAGCUCUUUGCACAGCAUGAAGUCUGGGAGAAUGAACUCUUUGCAGAACUUAUUUUGAGGAUGUAUUGUAGUUGGUUUCUCGAGUUCAUAGUUUGGAUCCCCUUUGAUGGUGGGUCUUUUAUUUCUCUUUCAUACCCUGGAACAUUGAACAUUGGUGCUCGAUGCUGCUGGUUUCUAUCCAAUUGAUCUAUUGCUACACUUCUUCAUCUGUGGAAAAUACGAAAAUACAUCAGUGUGUUGAAGUUCAUGAGUUCUAGGAGAAAGAGCUCUGUAUUUGAACAUAUUGAGAGAUGGCAUCAUAGUUGGUUUCCUUUCUCAAUUGCGUAUAUUCCAAAGCAAUUCAUGCCCUGAGCUGAUCAUGGAAUGUUGUCAAACAUUUGAACUUUUUGGGUGUUUAUUGAGUAUGGAAAUGUUAGAAACUAUUAUGUGGAGUUUGAAAUAGUGUUAUGUUGUUAUUUAUGGUCUGAGUUUCAAAUUGAGCCAAGAGAAGGAAGAACACUACUAUUUUAUCAGACAUGAGAUGUUGGAAGCUACUCCGUAUAAUAGAUGACUAUGCAAAAGGAUUUGAAGAAACAGCUUCUAGUCAAUGGUUCAAUUAAAUUAACAUUCAAGCAUCAAGUAAGCGUAUGUUACAAGGGCUCAAAACUCUUUUAAUUGCUCCCUUCCGAAGAUUCCUAAGCAUUCCUGCUAUCAGCUGAUAUUAAUCAAAAGUUGAUAAAAUGUACUCUUGGACGGAAUGAGCUUUGUUUCUCUGGACAAACUUUUAUAGCCACAUAUUCAGAAUCCUCUCACACUUUCGUGACAAUCAAAAGUUAACUCUACAGAUGAACUUCACCAUGAGAGAUUAUUUGGGCCGUAACAUAUCUAAAUUUAGAUGACAUUUCCAAGAAACUAUUGGAGCGUAUCAUAUCUCCCAUUGCGAUGGCAAAUGAAUAUAUACUCCAUGAGUUUUCAAAACCAAAGAUCAAGAGCUUGGUCGCUUGAAUGAAGUACAACAAUAAUUCUCUUUGUAAUCUUUUGGAUGAGGGUAACACAUAGGCUUGCCUUGUCUGGUACAUGCCUCUACACGAAGCUCCUCUCUUCUAUGAGUUGGGGCUUCAAUAUUUUGCACUUCAAUUCACAUGCCUUAACAAUGGAUCGAUCUGGACCGCAGUUCAAUAUACCAAGUCCAGAACGGGUGCUCUUUCCAAUCAUCCAAAUGUUCAACCGUUCAUCCCGGGUAUCAACAAAUGGAUGGUGAAGAACAGUGUUUCAUUUCUGGGAAAUGGUGAACUUGCCUGCAGAGGUGAGUGAUACCACUUCAGAAUGUUGUGAAGCAACACAAAAGCAAAUGCGAACCCUUGCAGUGUGCAUGAUGAGGUUCAAUGCCAAACCCUGGUUUGCUGUGUAUUCAUGUCAUAAUUUAUUGAUAUUAAAUAUUUCUGAUUUCUUCAACAUAUGAUUUUAUAUUAAAGACGCACAGAUUGAAUGAAGGUGCCUUUUAAGA